Capsicum annuum is the source of this 411-nucleotide messenger RNA. RefSeq lists its product as uncharacterized. Lineage: Eukaryota; Viridiplantae; Streptophyta; Magnoliopsida; Solanales; Solanaceae. The transcript has a single exon. The record is from RefSeq and is a predicted model, not a curated record. The coding region runs from base 1 to 411 and encodes 136 amino acids.
AUGAGGAAAUCAAAGGAAAUGGCAUGCUUAUUUACUGCAAUUUCAUCUAAUAUCUUAACUCGUAUCAUGUCUCUGCAAUCAGCGAAAGAGGCAUGGGAUUAUCUCAAGACUGAGUAUGAAGAAGAUGAAAGGAUUCGAGGGAUGCAAGUGAUGAAUCUGGUACGUGAGUUUAAGAUGCAAAGGAUGAAAGAAAGUGAAACCAUAAAGGAGUACUCUGACAGAUUUCUUAAUUUAGCAAAUCGCAUCAGAUUGUUGGGUUCCACUUCCAAUGAUCCAGGGAUCGUUGAAAAAAUCCUAGUAACGGUACCUGAAAAAUUUGAAGCUACCAUAACAGCCUUAGAAAAUACUAAGGACUUGUCUAAGAUCACACUUGCAGUGCUCUUAAGUGCUUUUCAAGCGCAAGAGCAAUAA